AUGGACGCAAAUCUAAAGGUUUGGGAUAUCAGAAUGAAGGGACGCAUUCAUACGUACAAGGGCCAUACUAGAGGCGUUAGUAUGAUUAGAUUCUCUCCUGAUGGCCGCUGGGUAGUUUCUGGUGGAUUGGAUAAUGUUGUAAAGGUGUGGGAUCUUACUGCUGGAAAACUCUUGAAUGAGUUUAAGUUUCAUGAAGGCCUUAUUCGCACCAUAGACUUCCAUCCUCUUGAGUUUCUCUUAGCCACAGGUUCAGCGGACAGAACAGUUAAAUUCUGGGAUUUAGAAACCUUUGAACUGAUUGGAUUUGGGUCUACGAGAUCUGAGGCUACUGGGGUUUGCUCAAUUGCCUUUCAUCCUGAUGGGAGAACCUUAUUCUGUGGAGCCGAUGAUGGUUUGAAGGUUUAUUCGUGGGAGCCAGUAGUUUGUCAUGAUUCUGUUGAUAUGGGAUAGUCAACACUUGGCGACCUUUGCAUCAAUGAAAGCAAACUUUUGGGUUGCUCGUAUUAUCGAAAUACUGUUGGAGUUCGGGCAGUAGAUGUAGCGGAUACGGAUGAAAAAUCUCGGGGACAGUCGAUCGGGAUAUGGGGACGUUUCGAGAACAUCCAGUUCUCCUCUUCGCUUACAAAGGAAACUGUGAAGCAAGUCAAAGAUAAAUUUUUCAUUGCUAAUUUGAUGAAAGAAGUAAUUGAUGAGGUUAGUCAUCAAAAUGUGGUGCAGAUUAUUACUGACAAUGCAGCUAAUUGCAAGGGGCAGGAGAGAUUAUUGAGAACAUCUGCUGGCAGUAAUCCUAUUGCCAAACAGAAAGAUGGCUCUUUGAAUUCACCUAAAAAAGUAUCACUCCCAGUGGAUGCCUGUGAAAUAUGUAAUCUGGAAACAGAGAAGCCGUGUCCAGGAACAGAAGUUAAAUGGACAAUCGGGACAAAACCAGGCAUGCUGCUCAAACCGGCUCAUGUUAGAGGACCAUCUGUCAACAAGUUCCAGGUUGAAAAGCUGUCACUUACAGUUGAAUUAGGAACUCUCCGCAGUAUAAAAAGUGGGUUAGACAGUGAAAAGGAUAUGAAUUCUCAAACUAGGCUUGUAUCAGAAGAUGGAGCUAGAAAAUCCUGUGAUGGAAAAGAUUCAAACAUCAAGAGUGAUAUAGAGAAAUCUGAAAAGGGCGAAAUUCAAAUUUCUAGAAUGGAAUCAACUUCAAGUUGUGAGGGAAGCUUUACUGAUAUUCAGAUUUCUAGAGGGGAAGCAACUCCCACUCCUGAUGGGCUCGUUACCGUAGAUCAAAUUUCUAGAGGAGAAUUAACCUUCACCCCUGCUAGGAUCAUUACCGGAAACCAAACUUCUAGACAGGGAUCAACCAUUACCCCUGAGAGGAUCAUUAUUGGAAAUCAAAUUUCUAGAAGGGAACCAAAUUUGGCAUCUAGUGGCGCCAUUAAUGGAAAUCGAAUUUCUAUAUCAAAAUCAACCUCUUCUUGUAAUGUGAUCGUUACUGGAAACCAAACCGGAAGUUCUAGAAAUCAACUUUCGAGAAGGGAAGCAACCUCUGCUAAUGAUAGAAGUGGACCAAAUGUUACAAUUACUGAUAUUCACGUUUCUAGGAGGGGAUUUAGUUAUGCUACUGAUGAGAAUGUUACUAUCGUUGAAAGCCAAAUUACAAAGGGCACAUCAAUCGCUUCUGAUGAUGGAAACAUAACUGAGAGUCUACUGCAAGCUCAUGAUAUAUUCUUAAGCACUCUUAGGUCACGCUUGACAAAAUUACAGGUGGUGCGACAAUUUUGGGAAAAGAAUGACAUUGAAGAUGCAAUUGGUGCCCUGCGGAAACUGCCAGAUUAUUCUGUGCAAGCAGAUGAAAUCGGUGGUCUUAUGGAAAAAAUGGAGAUUCUCACAUUAGAUCUGUUUUCUGGCCUCCUUCCUGUGCUUAUGGGCUUACUAGAUAGUAAAACGGAAAGGCAUGUAAAUAUCUCAUUGGAUAUGCUCCUGAAGCUUGUAGCAGUCUUUGGUCCGAUGAUACACUCAACUGUUUCAGCCCCACGUGGUGUUGGUGUUGAUCUGCAUGCUGAGCAAAGGCGAGAAUGCUGCAAUCAGUGUUUUAUACAGCUGCAAAAGAAUCAGAAACUUCUUCCCCCACUCGUAAGGACAGGUGGCGUGAUAGCAAGAUGUGCUCAAGAAUUUAUUAAUCAUGGGUUUUGGUAA
Hibiscus syriacus is the source of this 2184-nucleotide messenger RNA. Its product is annotated as katanin p80 WD40 repeat-containing subunit B1 homolog KTN80.2-like. Gene Ontology annotation, biological process: microtubule depolymerization. Gene Ontology annotation, molecular function: microtubule binding. The record is from RefSeq and is a predicted model, not a curated record. Gene Ontology annotation, cellular component: katanin complex. Lineage: Eukaryota; Viridiplantae; Streptophyta; Magnoliopsida; Malvales; Malvaceae.